This is a messenger RNA of Aspergillus sclerotioniger CBS 115572, 1346 nucleotides long. RefSeq names its product integral membrane PTH11-like protein. NCBI's taxonomy places the organism in Eukaryota, Fungi, Ascomycota, Eurotiomycetes, Eurotiales, Aspergillaceae. The record is from RefSeq and is a predicted model, not a curated record. Bases 333 to 1346 code for a protein of 337 amino acids. The transcript is spliced from 7 exons.
CACUCUCCAUUCAUUAUUACGUGCCACCGGCGGUAACUCGAUUUCAUGUGCCCCCCCUGCCCCAACUCGGUACGCCUCGCCACUAGUUUAUUGGCAGGAUCUGGUUCCCAGAUAACCCCUAUCUAGGGGCCGGGGCAGAUGUAAAGGGUUUGCAAGCUCAAACCAAGAUGCAGGGCCCUAUAAACCGACCUAGACCGACCAGAACGUGACGGGUUCCCAUCUCUGUCGGUACACUGUCCGUUAUAUAGUAUGUAAGCUGGUAUGACGAGCUCGAGGAGACAGCCUCGAGGGUGCCUGUGGUGAUUGCGGGAUACACCGUCCCCAUCAUCUGCAUGGUGUUGAGCACCGGUUUACGAUUCGUCGUCAAAGCUCGCGGUCUAUCGGAAGAUCGGUUGCAUGUAGAUGACUACCUUAUCACUCUGGCCACGGGGCUGGAGGUAGCGUACAGCAUCAUUAUGCUAUCCGGCGGCGUGGGAAACGGUUUUGGAAAACAUGCUUCGACCCUCACAACUAGCGAGAAGGAGGCCUUUUUGAAGGCUGAUUACAUCGCCAGUCACCUCUACAAUGUAGGCCUUGCCAGUGUCAAACUCGGCAUCCUCACCUUGUAUUAUCGCAUUUUCGCCAUCCCAUGGUUCCGCAAAACGGUAAUCGACUGUGGUGCUUUUGUCUGCCUCUGGAUUGCGACCAUUGAGAUCUUCAUGGGCCUACUUUGUCGGCCUCUGGAGGCUUUCUGGAACGCCAGUGUCAAAGGCCAUUGCUUCAACUCCAGUGCCCUGUCAUACUACGUGAACACCUUCAACAUGGUUACCGACAUUGUCAUAUUUGCCCUACCAAUUGGAGUCAUUGUGCGACUCCGUACAACUCGAAGCAACAAAAUUGCGCUCUGCAUUAUCUUCUCAAUUGGAUUCGUGACCUGCGGAAUCAGCGCUGCUCGUCUAGCCUUCGUCUUUGCCCAGACAUCCUCAGACGUCACCUGGGACGGUGUCGACCUCGGCGUCCUAACCGGUUUCGAAUCGCUCGGCGGAAUUCUCUGCGCCAACCUCCUCAUCAUCUACCGCCUCCCCGCGCCCCGUCUGCCGUAUGGUCAUGAGUCCAAAAGCUUCGCCUCCCGCUCCCGUCCUCGUCGCCAUCGCCUUAGCGACACCGGCAGUGAGCAGUGGAUUCAACUGCAGAACGGGAACUCGUCGAAUGACAACCAUCUUUCUAGCAAGAGCUCGGCGGAUUUCACCGUCCAGAAGGUAGUAGACAUGGAGACGGGAACAGAAAUAGUGCGUCUGGACACCAUGCCGGGUAAUGCUAUCACCGUCCGGAGAGAUUUUCAUCAGGUGAUAGAGGAAAACCGUUGA